This is a messenger RNA of Dendrobium catenatum, 742 nucleotides long. RefSeq names its product 3-hydroxyisobutyryl-CoA hydrolase-like protein 1, mitochondrial. Gene Ontology annotation, biological process: L-valine catabolic process. The record is from RefSeq and is a predicted model, not a curated record. Lineage: Eukaryota; Viridiplantae; Streptophyta; Magnoliopsida; Asparagales; Orchidaceae. The transcript has 6 exons. Gene Ontology annotation, molecular function: 3-hydroxyisobutyryl-CoA hydrolase activity. Bases 200 to 742 code for a protein of 180 amino acids.
AAUGAUGCCGGGCCGAAACAGAUUUUUUCCCCUGUGCGUAUCGGCCGAGUCGUUCUCGGCAUCGGAAUCUUCCACGACAAAACCCUACGCCAAAGGCCCAUCGCUGCGGCGGCGGAGCGGGAAGCGAAAGCGCGGUUUCCGGUGGAACUGUCCAUUCGCCUAAAUCGUCUGCUUUCGCCUCGUCAAAGAAGGCGAGAAGAUGCAGUUCAUGAAGGUCUUAUCGUUGGCCCAACGGUCUCUUCGCGGCCUCCGUCUCCUUCCUCAAAACAGAUCCUUUUCGGUAUUGGCAACACCGGCUGUUGAUGAAGAUCUCAAGAGUGAGGUGCUUAUUGAAGGGAAAGCUAGCGCCCGUGCGGUGAUCCUUAACAGGCCGUCAGCUCUUAAUGCGCUCACUACCAACAUGGGGCUUCGUUUGAAGAAGCUGUACGAGUCAUGGGAAGACAAUUCUGAUAUUGGAUUUGUCAUGAUGAAGGGAAGUGGAAGGGCAUUCUGUGCUGGUGGUGAUAUUGUAACUCUUUACCAUCUGCUUAACGAAGGAAAGGUGGAAGACUGCAAGGAUUUUUUCAGGCACUUGUAUACAUUUAUUUACAUAUUAGGCACCUAUCUGAAACCACAUGUGGCUAUAUUGGAUGGUAUAACCAUGGGAGGUGGUGGAGGUGUGUCAAUUCCUGGAACAUUUCGUAUUGCAACAGAUAAAACAGUAUGCUAUAUCAUCUCUAAACCUUUUGAUCUUUUUAAUUAA